Molecule: messenger RNA, 1629 nt
Organism: Acanthosepion pharaonis
Lineage: Eukaryota; Metazoa; Mollusca; Cephalopoda; Sepiida; Sepiidae
Source: the annotation of a GenBank genome assembly
AUGACCUCGUCUAUCUAUCUAUUUAUCUAUCUAAAUGUCUCAUUUUCUACCUUCACAACUCUCUCUCUCUCUCUCUCCCCAUCUCUACCGUAUUUUCUUUCAUUCUUUAGUUCGUUCUUUCCUCCCUUCCUUCCUCCCUUCCUUCCUUCCUUCCUUCCUCCAUUCCUUCCUUCCUUCCUCCAUUCCUUCCUUCCUUUCUUCUUUCUUUCUUUCUUUCUGUCUUCUCGCUCACUUCUCUCUCUCUCUCGUUACCGCUUUCAUUUGCUCUCUUUCUCUCCCCUUUUCUAUCCCCUAGUCGCUUUUUUCUAUGUCGCUUUCUUUCUUUCUUUGGCACUUUCUUUGGAAAUUUGUCAUUCUAUCUAUCUAUCUAUCUAUCUAUCUAUCUAUCUAUCUAUCUAUCUAUCACCGGUUCAUUUUCUAUCUAUCUAUCUAUCUAUCUAUCUAUCUAUCUAUCUAUCUAUCUAUCUAUCACCGGUUCAUUUAUCAUCUAUCUAUUAUAUCUAUCUAUCUAUCUAUCUAUCUAUCUAUCUAUCUAUCUAUCUAUCUAUCUAUCACAGUCUAUUCUUAUGUACCUAUGUAUGUAUCUCAGUCUGUUCUUUAUCUAUCUAUCUAUCUAUCUAUCUAUCUAUCUAUCUAUCUAUCUAUCUAUCUAUCUAUCUAUCUAUCACAGUCUAUUCUUAUGUAUCUAUUCUAUUUUUAUGUAUCUAUGUAUGUAUCUCAGUCCGUUCUUUAUCUAUCUAUCUAUCUAUCUAUCUAUCUAUCUAUCUAUCUAUCUAUCGCCAAGUUUCUUUCUGUCGCUCUCUUUCGCUUUUUCUUUCUUUAUUUAUUUUUUCUGUUCCUCUAAUUCUUACUUUCUUUCCUUUCCGCUCCUUAUAUGUCGCUCUGUUUCUCUCUCUAUCGCGUUGUUUCUUUCUUUCUUUCUUUCUUUCUUUCUUUCUUUCUCUAUCGCUCCGUUUCUUUCUUUCUUUUUCACUCCCUCUAUUACUAGAUUUCUUUCUAUCCUUCCUUCCCUCCGCUCUCUCUCUCUCUCUCUCUCUCUCUCUCUCUCUCUAUCUAUCUAUCUAUCUAUCUCUGUCACUCUUUCUCUGUGAUCACAAAUUCUUUUGCCUGGGACUCUAUCUCGUUCUUCUCCCUCACUCUCAUUCUCCUCUCUUACCCCUCUCUCUCGCGUUCUUGUCGCUCACGCUCAAUAUCCUCUCUCUCUUUCGUUCUUCUCCUUCACUCUCAUUCUCCUCUCUCGUUCUUCUCCCUCACUCUCAUUCUCCUCCCUUACCACUCUCUCUCUCUCUCGCGUUCUUGUCUCUCACUCUCAAUAUCUUCUCUCUCUUUCGUUUUUCUCUCUCACUCUCAUUCUCCUCCCUCUCGUUCUACUCUCUCGCGCUCAUUCUCUUUCGUCGCUCUCGUUCUUCUCCCUCACUCCCAUUCUCCUGCUUCGCUCUCUCUCUCUCUCUCUCUCUCACUCUCUCUCGUUCUUUUCUCUCAAUCUCAUUCUCCUUCUUCGUUCUUUCUCUCGUUCUUCUCUGUCACUCUCAUUCUCCUCCCUCCCUCUCUCUUUCAUUCAUCUCUCUCACUCUCAUUCUCCUCUCCUUUAUCUAUCUAUCUACCUAUCUAUCUAUCUAUCUAUUUUAG